Fusarium pseudograminearum CS3096 is the source of this 2763-nucleotide messenger RNA. RefSeq lists its product as uncharacterized. Gene Ontology annotation, molecular function: chitinase activity. The record is from RefSeq and is a predicted model, not a curated record. The transcript has 3 exons. The coding region runs from base 1 to 2763 and encodes 920 amino acids. Gene Ontology annotation, biological process: carbohydrate metabolic process. Gene Ontology annotation, cellular component: extracellular region. NCBI's taxonomy places the organism in Eukaryota, Fungi, Ascomycota, Sordariomycetes, Hypocreales, Nectriaceae.
AUGGAUCGGUCUCCUGUCCCAGUCACCAGUGCUCCUGUCAUUCAGGCCUUUGGUGGUCUUAACGGCUACUGGGGUCAACUCGGGUCUGAGCCUCUCAAGGCCUACUGUGACUCUCAUCCAGAAUAUAUCACACUCUCUUUUGUGAACCAGGCUCCCGAGCACAAUCCUUCGAAUCUUCCCGGAACCAACUUUGCCGGGCAUUGUGCAGGUGGCACCUAUGGAAACUCAAAUCUCCUCAGCGAGUGCUACACUAUCCAGGAAGGAAUUCCGUACUGCAAAGAUCGCGGUGUCAAAGUUCUUCUGAGCAUCGGCGGUGUCUAUAACGAGGAAGGGAGUAACUACAAAAUGACCACUGAUGACAAAGGCCGAGACUUUGCCGACUUCCUCUACAAGUCUUUCGGCCCUCACAAUGAGCAUUCGAAUCCUAUUCGCCCCUUUGACAGCGUUGAUGACGAUGGAAAUACUGUUCAUGCCGCAGUUGAUGGUUUUGAUUUUGAUAUCGAACAUGAUCUUCCUAAUGGUCCUUACAUCGCCAUGAUCAACCGACUUCGUGAACUCGAUGAAGGACUCACCAUCACUGGCGCGCCUCAGUGCCCAACUAGCGACGAGUACUUUUACAUGAAGGAUAUGAUCAAGUCGGCCAAGUUCGAUGCCCUGUUUGUGCAAUUCUACAACAACCCUUGGUGUGAUGCCGUUUCGCAAGGUCAUGAGGGUGAAAGUUUCAACUACGACAAGUGGGUAGAGAUCAUCGAAGAAAGCGAUUGCAGUAAAGAUGCCAAGCUGUAUGUUGGUCUACCUGCUAGCGAGGAAGCUGCGCCAGGUGGAGGUUACCUUGAGCCUGAAGAUUUGAAGGAUCUUGUCUGUGAACUCACGACAAAGCCUCAUUUCGGCGGCGUUUCUCUCUGGGAUCUCACUCGUGGAGUGGGGAACAUUAUCGAUGGGAAGAGCUACAACGAACAUGUCAUGGAUGCGCUCAAGUAUGGUUGUGACCCAGUGCCAGUUCCUACCACCACCACCAGCGCCAUGACCACUACCACGGAAGAGGCUUCUACCUCGACUGAAAUCACGACAACCGAGGCAACCACGGUUGAAACUACCACUACAUCUGAUGUCUCAACAACUUCCGGCGCUUCAUCGACAGAGGAUGCUACCUCGACUGGUAUCGCUACCGCUUCGGAUGUCUCUUCAACGGAGGAGGCUACAGCAACCUCCGACGUUUCUUCCAGCGCCUCUACGGAUGCUACUACCUCUACGUAUGCUACAUCUACCGAUACAGCUGCUUCUUCCGAAGCUGUUGCUUCUACUGAUACUACUGCCACCACCAACAGUGAUGCCAGCAUCUCUACUGAUGUCGCUACCUCCAUGGAUGCAGCUACUUCUACCGAUGCUACUGCUUCUUCCGAUGCCAGCGCCUCUACUGAUGCCACUGAGUCCACAGAGACAGCUACCAGCACUGGUGUAAACACUUUCAGUGUCGUCACCGAUUCUACCGUUUCUGGAGCAUCUGCCACAGCCACAGAGUCUUUAGCUGAUACUACCAUGGAUUCAACAACUGACAGUGCCUCGGCAAGUGAUGUUCUCUCUGCUACAUCUGACUUGACUGCGACUUCUGAUACUUCUGCUGUUACUGGAGAAGCUGCUAGCUCAACUAUCGAUGCCCCCAUUGAAAGUGACACUGCAACUGGCACUACUGCAACGACCAAUGUUUCGGGAGCUACAGAGUCGACUGCUUCGGCCAUGGAGACAGAGGCCGCCACUAUCGCGACCGCCUACAGCACCUACAGAGGCUGGAACACCACAUCAACCGGCGCUGCUGCUUACACCCAAACAUACGGCAACCCUGCUACAUUUGCACAUUCUGGUUCUCUCACCACAAAGGGAUCACCUGCCUAUACCAACUAUCCCGCAAACACAGAUGCUGUUAGCAUGACCACCAGCACCAUCUGCACUACCCGAGUCCACACCGUCACCAAGUGCCCUCCUGAGGUUGUUGACUGUCCCUAUGGAUCUGUCACAACUGAGACCAUUCCUCUGUACACCACUGUCUGUCCAGUCACUGGCAAAGCUAAACCUACUGGUUACGCUACUCAGUAUGCUUCUCCUCCACAGUAUGAGACCAGGACUGUCUACACAACAAGUGUUCACACCAUCAACAAGUGCGCUCCUGGUGUCGUCGACUGCCCUUAUGGAUCUGUCACCACCGAGACCAUCCCUGUCUACACUACUAUCUGCCCUGUAACAGAGGCGUACAACCCAGCUCCUACCGACGUCCCUGUCAACCAUGAAAUCAAGACUCUCUACACCAGCCAGUUUCAUACCGUCGCUCAGUGCCCCCCUGAGAACCCCAACUGCCAAGUCGGCUCUGUCACUACUGAGAUCGCAUCAUGGACCACAGCCAUUGUGCCCGCCAAGGAGACCCAGCUCAUGAAGGCUUAUAAGCCCGCUGCCGAGAUCCCUAAGCCGCUGACAAUUGAAUCCCACCUCAAUGGCACAGUUUACACCAGCGUUGUUGUCCCACCUGCUACACUCAAGACAGCAACCAAGCCUGGUGUUUUCGAGCAGGCUAAGCCCACGUAUAAGCAGCCCGCCCAAGAGCAACACUCUGGUGUUGCGGCUCCCACUGGUGGCCACAACGGCAAGGCUCCCGUCGAGACCUAUGCUCCAGCGCCCAUCACUCCCGCUACUGCCGGCGCCUCUUCGAUGGUCGUUGGUCUGACUGCUUUGGCAGGCAUCGCACUUUUGCAAGUCGUCGCUCUAUGGUAG